AAAAAGAAGAUAGAUAUGGAAGGCCUGAAGAAGGAAGUGGUCAUGAAUGAUCACAAAUUAACCUUGGAACAGCUGAGCACCAAGUAUUCCGUGGACCUGACAAAGGGCCUUAGCCCUAAAGAGGCACAAGAAAUCCUGACUCGAGAAGGACCCAACACUCUUACCCCACCCCCUACCACUCCAGAAUGGGUCAAAUUCUGUAAACAACUGUUUGGUGGCUUCUCCAUCCUCCUGUGGAUUGGUGCCAUUCUCUGUUUUAUGGCCUAUGGCAUUCAGAUGUAUUUCAGUGAGCACGCUACCAAAGAUAAUCUGUACCUGGGCAUUGUACUUGCUGUUGUGGUCAUCACCACUGGCUGCUUCUCCUAUUAUCAGGAGGCCAAGAGUUCCAGAAUCAUGGAGUCUUUUAAGAGUAUGGUGCCUCAGAAAGCUCUGGUAAUUCGAGGUGGAGAGAAGAUGCAGAUCAAUGCACAAAAUGUGGUGGUAGGAGACCUGGUAGAAGUGAAGGGUGGAGACCGAAUCCCCGCUGACAUUCGGCUAAUCUCUGCACAAGGAUGUAAGGUGGACAACUCAUCCUUGACAGGAGAGUCAGAGCCCCAAACCCGUUCCCCUGAUUUCACCCAUGAGAACCCUAUGGAGACCCAAAACAUCUGCUUCUUCUCCACCAACUGUGUGCAAGGAACAGCCCAGGGCAUCGUGAUUGCUACAGGAGACUCCACAAUGAUGGGCCGUAUUGCCACCCUGACAUCAGGCCUGGCAGUUGGCAAGACCCCCAUUGCUAUUGAGAUUGAACACUUUAUCCAUCUGAUCACCUCAGUGGCCAUCUUUCUUGGUGUUGUUUUCUUUGGGAUCUCCAUUAUAUUGGGCUAUGGCUGGCUGGAAGCUAUCGUUUUCCUUAUUGGCAUCAUCGUGGCCAAUGUCCCUGAGGGGCUGCUGGCCACUGUCACUGUGUGUCUGACGCUGACAGCCAAGAGCAUGGCAAGGAAGAACUGUCUGGUAAAAAACCUGGAGGCAGUGGAGACCCUGGGCUCCACCUCUACCAUCUGCUCUGACAAGACAGGCACCCUCACCCAGAACCGCAUGACUGUUGCCCACUUAUGGUUCGAUAAGACCAUCUAUAAGGCUGACACGAGUGAAGAACAGAUUGGGAAAACAUUUGCCAAGAGCUCUGAUACUUGGUUUAUCCUGGCCAGAAUCGCUGGCCUCUGCAACCGGGCUGAAUUUAAGGCUGCUCAGGAGACCCUUCCCAUAGCUAAGCGGGCAACAGCAGGGGAUGCUUCUGAGUCAGCCCUUCUCAAGUUCAUCGAGCAGUACUACAGCUCUGUGAAGGAGAUGAGAGAGAAAAGCCCCAAGGUGGCAGAGAUUCCCUUUAAUUCUACCAACAAGUACCAGAUGUCCAUCCACCUUCGGGAAGACAGCUCCCAGGACCACGUGCUGAUGAUGAAGGGGGCUCCUGAGAGGAUCAUGGAGUUUUGCUCUAGUUACAUGCUGAAUGGGCAUGAAUACCCAAUUGAUGACGAAAUGAAAGAAGCCUUCCAAAAUGCCUACUUAGAGCUGGGAGGUCUGGGGGAACGCGUGCUAGGGUUCUGUUUCUUGAAUCUUCCUAAAACUUUCUCCAAGGGAUUCAAGUUUAAUACAGAUAAAAUCAAUUUCCCUAUGAAUAACCUUUGUUUUGUGGGGCUCAUAUCCAUGAUUGACCCUCCCCGAGCUGCAGUGCCUGAUGCUGUAGGCAAGUGUCGUGAUGCAGGAAUUAAGGUGAUUAUGGUAACGGGGGAUCAUCCCAUUACAGCCAAGGCCAUUGCCAGGGGUGUGGGCAUCAUCUCAGAAGGUGCUGAGAUAGAAGAGGACAUUGCUGCCCAGCUCAAAGUCCCUAACAGCCAGAUCAAUAACAGGGAGGCCAAAGCCAUUGUAGUGCAUGGCUCAGAACUGAAGGAGCUAAGCUCAGAACAGCUGGAUAAUAUCCUUCAAAGCCACAGAGAGAUUGUAUUUGCUCGGACCUCCCCUCAGCAGAAGCUCAUCAUUGUAGAAGGAUGUCAGAGGCUGGGAGCCAUCGUGGCAGUGACAGGUGAUGGUGUGAAUGACUCCCCAGCACUGAAGAAGGCAGACAUUGGCAUUGCCAUGGGCAUUGCUGGUUCUGAUGUCUCUAAGGAGGCAGCUGACAUGAUCCUGCUGGAUGACAACUUUGCCUCUAUUGUCACAGGCGUGGAAGAGGGCCGCCUCAUCUUUGACAACCUGAAGAAAUCUAUUGCAUACACCCUGACCAGUAACAUCCCAGAGAUUACCCCCUUCCUGCUCUUCAUCAUCCUCAGCAUCCCUCUGCCUCUAGGCACCAUAACCAUCCUCUGCAUUGACCUGGGCACUGACAUGGUACCCGCUAUCUCCUUGGCUUAUGAGUCAGCUGAAAGUGACAUAAUGAAGAGGGCUCCACGAAAUCCAAAGACUGAUAAUCUUGUGAACCACCGUCUCAUUGGCAUGGCCUAUGGACAAAUUGGGGUGAUUCAAGCUUUGGCUGGAUUCUUUACCUACUUUGUAAUCCUUGCUGAAAAUGGUUUUAAGCCUAUUGAUCUGCUGGGCAUCCGCCUCAACUGGGAAAAUAGGUACCUCAAUGAUCUGGAGGACAGCUAUGGACAGCAGUGGACCUAUGAGCAACGGAAGGUGGUGGAGUUCACCUGCCAAACGGCCUUCUUUGCCAGCAUCGUGGUGGUGCAGUGGGCUGACCUCAUCAUCUGCAAGACCCGCCGCAACUCAGUCUUCCAGCAGGGCAUGAAAAACAAAAUCCUAAUAUUUGGCCUCCUGGAAGAGACAUUACUGGCUGCUUUUCUGUCCUACACUCCAGGCAUGGACGUGGCCCUGCGAAUGUACCCACUCAAGAUAUUAUGGUGGCUCUGUGCCACUCCCUACAGCCUUCUUAUCUUUAUCUAUGAUGAAAUAAGAAAAUUCACCAUUCGGCGUCAUCCUGGCGGCUGGCUGGAAAGUGAGACCUACUAUUAA
Phyllostomus hastatus (greater spear-nosed bat) is the source of this 2988-nucleotide messenger RNA. Its product is annotated as sodium/potassium-transporting ATPase subunit alpha-4. The transcript has 22 exons. The record is from RefSeq and is a predicted model, not a curated record. Gene Ontology annotation, biological process: sodium ion export across plasma membrane; proton transmembrane transport; potassium ion import across plasma membrane. Bases 16 to 2988 code for a protein of 990 amino acids. Gene Ontology annotation, cellular component: membrane. Gene Ontology annotation, molecular function: P-type sodium:potassium-exchanging transporter activity; ATP binding; ATP hydrolysis activity. NCBI's taxonomy places the organism in Eukaryota, Metazoa, Chordata, Mammalia, Chiroptera, Phyllostomidae.